Brenthis ino (lesser marbled fritillary) is the source of this 1197-nucleotide messenger RNA. Lineage: Eukaryota; Metazoa; Arthropoda; Insecta; Lepidoptera; Nymphalidae. The record is from the annotation of a GenBank genome assembly.
AUGGCAGAUGAUGAACAAGAUCCAAAAGAAUACCGUUGGGAAACAGGUUACGAAAAAACUUGGGAGGCCAUCAAAGAAGAUGAAGAUGGAUUGGUUGAGGGACUGGUGGCUGAGUUCGCGCAGAAAGCUGCACGAAAAGCUGUAACUCUUCGAAGAGGACCCGUUCGUCUCGGCAUGAUGCGACAUUUGCUUGUAGCUAUAGAUUGCUCAGAACCUAUGAAUUGCCAAGACUUAAAACCUACAAGAUUCUUAUGUACUCUUAAGUUAUUAGAAAAGUUUGUAGAAGAAUUCUUUGAUCAGAACCCAUUGAGUCAGCUGGGUUUACUGGCAAUAAAGAAUAAAAGGGCUGAAAAAAUUACAGAACUGUCUGGCAAUGUUAGAAAACAUAUAAAAGCAGUACAAAGUUUAACAAAUUUAGUAUUGGCGGGGGAACCUUCAUUGCAAAACACAUUAGAACUUGCUGGUAGGAUAUUGAAACCUCUCCCUGGUCAUGCAUCAAGAGAACUUUUAGUAUUAUUUGGCUCACUCACAACUUGUGACCCUGGAGAUAUUAAUACUACUAUACAGACCUUAAAGACUGAUGGAGUAAGAUGUUCUGUGAUUGGUCUAGCAGCAGAAGUUAGAAUAUGUAAGAAGUUAUGUCAAGAUACUGGUGGUGAAUAUGGGGUGGUGCUAGACGAUGUACACUACAGGUCGCUAUUGUUAGAGCAGACGUCGCCCCCGGCGCGGGCUCGUGCUCUCGAAGCGGGUCUCGUCAAAAUGGGAUUCCCCCACACACCUCAAGCCACACAGCCAGAUGCAGAUCCGCCUAUCACUGUGUGUAUGUGUCACUUAGAAGAGGGCGAGGGUGUAGGUGGCGAGGGCCACCUGUGCCCGCAGUGCCGCAGCAAGUACUGCUCGCUGCCGGCGCAGUGCCGCACCUGCGGCCUCACGCUUGCCUCCGCGCCGCAUCUCGCGAGAUCGUAUCAUCAUUUGUUCCCUGUGGACCCGUAUGAGGAAAUAAACAACGAAGGUCAAGCACAGUUUUGUUUUGCAUGCUUGAGAUCGUUCACUGAUCUUGAUAAACAGAUAUUCCGGUGCACGCGUUGCACGGAGUGCUACUGCUGGGAGUGCUCGGGCGUGGUGGCGGGCACGCUGCACGUGUGCCCCGGCUGCGCCUCGCGCCCGCACCUCUACCAGCGGCUGCCCGACGCCUCG